CGAUAGUGUGCUUAAAAUAUACAUACUUGCAUGUAUGUACCUAUAUCUAUCUUCCUAGAAUCAAUAAUUAGACUCUGCUAUGCCUUCACUAUGUACUAGAUUAGGAGGAGAACAUGUCAAUUUUCAGAAAUUGAUAACCUGGAAAUCUAAUAUGAAAUUAUAAAGGAAGUUUCCAGAGUAUUUUCUUGAUGUAAGAUCCAGAUAUGGGCGAGAGACACUUUGUAUGGGAUGAAAUUACAGAAGGAUUAAUUCUAUUGAGUACGGCUAAAGCGGAAGAUGAACAGGCGAAAGGACGGAAGGCACAACCUACCGCUGCUCAUACACCGGAAAUUUACUGUCCACAUGCGUAUUUAAUUUUGAGUUACCAGGACAUGCUGAAUGACAUUGAAAAGAUUAAAUUUCGGAAAUAUUACCUGAGAAAGGUAAAACCACACGAACCGGACGUCGUCAUUCUGCAAGACAUCAAAGACCUUGUGCUCUUCCUGCUUACAACGCCCGUCAGUCCCCAAUUCAUAAACUUCUUCCACUUGCCGAUCGUUGACCGAUUCUUAAGGGCGCUGAUCCUCUAUUUCCAACAUUAUGUAGAGAUAUGGGAAGACUUGAUGCAGGAACGGGCCGCCACCAUGAGGAAGGCGCCGAAUCCGUUGGCGCGCGGACACAGAACCCGAUACGCCGAGGAGAUGCGCACCCUACGCUGUGUCUUGGGUAGAGAAUACGUGGAUUUAAUAAUGGGCUGUCAGGGCGGGGCGCAGUAUCAUCAUAUGAUGACCGGCGAGAAGCGGUCGGCGGUCACGCAAUCGCAGGGCGAGAAGGACCUGAGGGUCUUCGAGGCUUUGACAAGCGUGGCUCAUCGAGUCGUGUGGAUAGCGUUGCAGCGCAAGCAUUACAAUCUCAUCGAACUGGAAUUGCACAGGCUGCUCCGAACCGAGGCGUACAACACCGCGCAGAGGCAAAGCAGCAGUCAAAUUAUUCAGGAUAUGCUGGAGGAUGAUAUCCGCAUACUGCACGGCCCUAAAAUGGCGUUAAAGAGUAAAUUGCUCAGAAACUCCCCGUUGCCUCACGAGUUGAUGUAUUCGGAUUGCGACUAUCGUCUUCUAUCGUUAGGAAUAGUAGAGAUUGACGCGCGCGAUCCAAAAAUCGCUUAUCUAAAGAACGCUCUUCUUAUCGAGGAGGACAAGCUAUCUCAAUUGGGGAUUCGAGUAGGCAUACUGGGUCACAAUCGCUCGAAUUAUGAUAUAAUGUUGAAGCCGAGCGAGACGGAAGAAUCGGAAUUGAUAGAAAUUAGCAUGUUUGAGAAAAAGGCAAUGGAAUUGCGAAAGAGUAUUCCUUCGGACAAAAUCUCGGAUAUCAAGGAACGGAUUGAAAGAGGAUUGUCCCCUCGCAAAUCCGAAUACGAAUUAGUCGAAAAAUUUCCAGUGAAAGAAAUCGAGGUGCCAGCCGGGAGAUACGACAAAGUUCGCAAAGAAGCUCGAAGAAAAUGGAUCGUUCGAGAAGUGAAACGACGUCAUGGCAAACCAUUUGAUUAUUCUAUAGCGACAGCUGUAGACUAAGUAUCAAAAUAGAAUAAAAUUUUUGUAAAAAAAAAAACAAGAGAAUUUAGAAGAAAUUAAAACAGUAUUUAUAUUAAUACUGAAGAAAUAUAAAUUUGAAUGUAAAAUAUAGUUACAAAUAUACAUGCGUUGGUUGCAUUAUCUUUCAAUUAUAAAGACAACGUAUUGGAAAUAAAAAAAAUCUUCGACUGUUUCAUGAAAUAACAAUAAACUGAUACUACUGUUAGGAUCGAAUAUGACAAGGAUAGACAUAAACUGAAUACUAUAACGCAAUAUAAAAAAUAUGCUUAUUAUAAUUGGUAAUGCCUAAUCAAGAGUAAUAAUGCUGAUAUUUUACAAGAAGAUACACAUAUAGGUACAUUUCAAGCAAUGCACUUAUGUUUACGAUUAAAUUCGGCAUUGUCCCGUCCAUAAAUAAUUAUUAUACCUACUUACUACCAUUAUACGUAAUAACAAUAUGUAUGUGUGUGUCGUGUGUGUAUACACAGGGUGUAUCAUAAGUCACGCCCAUCUCUGGAGAAUGAAUUGAAGUCAAAACAAGCAGAAAAUAAAGAAUGACGAAAUUACACAUUUGAGCCUUCUUUAAAGAGUUACAAUCGCAAAAUUUAUUUGGAUUAUUAUUUUUAUCUCAAUUAAAAGUUUGUAAUUGUUUUGGUAACAUAUAGUUAAGAAACCAUAACGUUAAUUAACUAACGGAUAGACGGUAAAGUUAGAAUCACAGGUUCAAAUAAUCCACCACCAACUUGAAUGCACAAAUGUAAUUUCUUCAUUUCGUCAAUUUAUUCUGCAGAGAUAAGGCGCGAUACACCCUGCAUGUGUGUGUAUGUAUAUAUACGUAUAUAUACACGGCAUUAAUUUAAUCCCCUGUACGGGUCGACCUGCAAAUUAUUUUGCUUUUCAUGUACAAGUGAUAAUCUUAUUAUUUGCGUUUUCGUGAUCACUCGGAUUCAGCUAAAACAUUCAUUACUUUAAGUGCGUUUUGCUUUUUUGCGACCCGUUUUUUUUCUUGAACAAGUGACACGCAUUACUGCAACAUAAGAAAGAAAGAAGGUAUGUCACCAUUUUGGCACAGCAAUUUUGAUAAUAAAAACUAGAUUUCGAAAAUAUCUCUCUCGUGAUUCUACGCACACAUUCGUGUAUAAUAAAUACUCAUGCGGGUGUGACUUGUUUAUCGGUGGCUAAUUAUUACGCGAUACACGACACACAGAGUUACCCGCGGUCUUCUUUCACAUUUUCAUCACGAUAUGUAUUAAAAUUAUCGACGAUCCAUAUUAUACACCGCUCGUUUCGUCCGUUACAUCACUAUUAUUAUAUACGGGAGUUAAUAACACGUGUUGCUACGCAAAUGCGAUUACUUUAAAAGUUAUGGCAGUAAGCGAUUCAGCUAUUCUCGCGACAACAUCGAUCUAGUUUUACUUUCAGAAUCUGUGCCUCGUAAAAAAAUCUUCUCCCCCGGAAUGAUUGAAGAAGUACUCUUUUUUUUUCAAAUAUAACGCGAUAACGAUAUUUUCCUUACUUAAUCAGUAUCUAGCGUGUCAUCUUU
This is a messenger RNA of Linepithema humile (Argentine ant), 3093 nucleotides long. RefSeq names its product protein phosphatase 1 regulatory subunit 36-like. Gene Ontology annotation, biological process: negative regulation of phosphatase activity. The record is from RefSeq and is a predicted model, not a curated record. Gene Ontology annotation, molecular function: phosphatase binding. NCBI's taxonomy places the organism in Eukaryota, Metazoa, Arthropoda, Insecta, Hymenoptera, Formicidae.